AAACAGCGGACCCAGUUAAAUACAUUUAUACCCCAUAACCCGCUAUUGCGGAUCCUCUUCUUCUUUUUCUCUCCCGAAUGUACUCUUAUCGUCGUGAAAGCGGCAGCAUGGCGACCGGCGCGAGGGACAUAUUCAACCCCAACGAGCUUUCCCACCAGGUCUCUCGCAGCCUGAGCUUUUCUGCCCAGUCUCCGCCGUCCAGCUAUGGUACGAGCGGCACACCAUUUGCCAGCCGGGUUCCCGCACCGUUUCCAUUGAAACAAUUGAAGCCGUUUGCUACGGAGGAUAUAAAGAUCUUGUUGCUGGAGAAUGUGAACAAGACAGGCAGGGAUAUCCUGAAGGAACAGGGGUAUCAGGUGGAGUUUUAUAAAUCUUCCCUGCCGGAGGAUCAAUUAAUCGAAAAGAUCAGAGAUGUGCACGUCAUCGGCAUACGAUCCAAAACGAAGCUCACUGCUAAAGUUCUUAGUGAAGCUAAGAAUCUAAUAGUCAUCGGAUGUUUCUGCAUUGGCACGAAUCAAGUCGAUCUCCAAUUCGCCGCUGACCAUGGUAUUGCCGUGUUCAACUCUCCCUUUAGCAACUCGCGUAGCGUUGCCGAGUUGGUGAUCGGAGAGAUCAUUGCUCUCGCUAGACAGCUAUGCGACCGUUCAGCAGAAAUGCAUAGCGGGAUGUGGCAGAAAGUGAGCAAUAAAUGCUGGGAGGUUCGAGGGAAGACACUUGGUAUCGUCGGAUACGGUCACAUUGGCUCUCAGCUCUCAGUUCUCGCCGAAGCUAUGGGCAUGUCGGUCAUUUACUAUGAUGUGCUCAACCUGAUGGCCAUGGGGACUGCUCGUCAAGUUGCUACGCUAGACGAACUUCUCGCAUCUGCGGAUUUUGUCACUUUACACGUCCCCGAGCUCCCAGAAACCAAGAAUAUGAUCAGCGGUGCUCAACUCGAGAAAAUGAAGGAUGGAAGCUAUCUCAUCAAUGCCAGUCGCGGCAGCGUCGUGGAUAUUCCUGCCCUUGUUCAGGCUAUGCGUUCCGGGAAGGUUGCCGGUGCAGCUCUUGAUGUGUACCCUAGUGAACCGGCCGGUAAUGGCGACUAUUUCAAUAAGGACCUAAAUACCUGGGCCGAAGAUUUGAGAUCGUUGAAGAACCUUAUCCUUACACCGCAUAUCGGUGGAAGCACUGAGGAGGCUCAGAGCGCCAUCGGCAUCGAAGUUGCAAAUGCCUUGGUGCGUUAUGUGAACGAGGGCACUACCCUCGGUGCUGUCAACAUGCCAGAGGUUACACUGCGUUCAUUGACUAUAGAGGAGCCCAACCAUGCUCGAGUCAUUUUCAUCCAUCGAAACGUUCCUGGUGUGUUAAGAAAAGUUAACGAGGUCCUCGCAAAUCACAAUGUCGACAAACAAAUGACGGAUAGCCGCGGCGAUGUCGCCUACCUAAUGGCUGAUAUUAGUGAUGUCAACUCAUCAGAUAUUAAAGAACUAUACCAACAACUCGAAAGCCUGUCAUCUCGAAUAAUGACUCGGGUCUUAUUUUAAUCUAAGACAUAUUUAGGAGGGAACUUGGAUGUUUAUGAAUUCAGGAGGACAUGAUUCCGCUACAUCAAUAAAAAAAAAAAAAGUUUAUAUUCUUCAACAGGUCAGCAUGUCGACGACUGGCGUUCUUUCAACAUGAGUGGGAUAGAAACGAGGAUAGGCAAAGGGAUUCUAUGGAAAUACCGCUUUA
Coccidioides posadasii C735 delta SOWgp is the source of this 1707-nucleotide messenger RNA. It is a transcript of the gene SER33, whose product is annotated as D-3-phosphoglycerate dehydrogenase 2. The record is from RefSeq and is a predicted model, not a curated record. NCBI's taxonomy places the organism in Eukaryota, Fungi, Ascomycota, Eurotiomycetes, Onygenales, Onygenaceae. Gene Ontology annotation, molecular function: oxidoreductase activity, acting on the CH-OH group of donors, NAD or NADP as acceptor; NAD binding.